Messenger RNA from Thermochaetoides thermophila DSM 1495, 705 nucleotides. RefSeq lists its product as uncharacterized. Gene Ontology annotation, cellular component: cytoplasm. The coding region runs from base 1 to 705 and encodes 234 amino acids. The record is from RefSeq and is a predicted model, not a curated record. The transcript has 3 exons. Lineage: Eukaryota; Fungi; Ascomycota; Sordariomycetes; Sordariales; Chaetomiaceae.
AUGGGUUCCCAGGCUCCCGAGAUCAUCUUGUACACCAAUCACCGCUGCCCAUGGGCUCAUCGGGCGCACAUCGCUCUUGCAGAGCUCAAUCUCCCCUACAAGGAGGUGAUUAUCGACCUCGACACUCCUCGCAGCCCUGAGUACCUGGCGAUCAAUCCGCGAGGCUUGGUCCCGGCGCUGUCGUACAACGGUGAGAUCAUUAUCGAGUCCGCCAUUGUUGCACAGUUCCUGGCCGACCAGCACCCCUCGCAUCUGGUCCCCCCUUCUAAUGCUCCCGGUGGUGCCCUGCGUCGCGCUCGCAUUGCACUGUUCGUCGACGCCUUCUUCAGCAAGUUCAACAGCGUCCUCUUCGGUCUGGGCACGGCCAAGACGGAGGAGGAGAAGCAGGCUGUUGUCGAGAAAGCUCUCAACGGCCUCAUCAAGGAGGUGGAGCCGCUGCUCAAGGACGCCAAGCCCUUCUUUGGCGGCUCUGACAAGCUUACUCUGGCCGAGGUUCUGACGGGCUCCUUUGUUAUUCGCUUGAAGACGUUCAGCAAGGCUGAGCUGUACCCCAAGGAGUUGUACACCAAGAUUACGCAGCUUGCGCCCAACUUUGCCAAGUGGGCGGAGGCUGUCGUGGCGCACCCGAGCGUCACUAAGAUUUACAAUGAGGACGAGGUGAUCGCGGGCAUGAAGGCCAGACUCGCGAAGACUCGCGGGAACUGA